GCACCGCUCUCCAACGCCAGCCAGCGCCAGCCUCCUGCCGCGCUGGGCGGCGCCACUCCACCACGCCUGUCGAUAGAGCAACCAGAGCGCGUGCACGAUACCUCCAGCCAGAUGACGCAGACGUUGCACAUGUGGGACAGAGCCCUGGCCAUGCAGCGCGAGGGUGACCACCAGCCAGCCGCUCAGCACAGCCAGCCCAUGCAGAGCGAGGGCGACCAACCAGCCGCUCAGCACAGCCAGCCCAUUCCCGCGGGGUCGACAUGCGACCAGCCAGCCGAUCAGCCCAGCCAGCCCAUGCAACGCGAGGGUGACCAGCCAGCCGCUCAGCACAGCCAGCCCAUGCACCGGGAUGGCGACCAGCCAGCCGAUCAGCCCAGCCAGCCCAUGCAACGCGAAGGUGACCAGCCAGCCGCUCAGCACAGCCAGCCCAUGCAACGGGAUGGCGACCCGCCAGCCGCUCAGCACAGCCAGCCCGUUACCGUGGAGUCGACAUGCGACCAGCCAGCCGCUCAGCACAGCCAGCCCAUGCAACGAGAGGGUGACCAGCCAGCCGCUCAGCGCAGCCCGCCCGUGCACCGCGAGGGCGACCAGCCAGCCGCUCAGUACAGCCAGCCCAUGCAACGGGAUGGCGACCAGCCAGCCGCUCAGCACAGCCAGCAGAUUCCCGUGGAGUCGACAGGAGGCCAGCCAGCCGCUCAGCACAACCAGCCCACGCAGGAGUCACCGCUGCCAGACCGCAUGCCAGACGACUCAGAACAACGCAGGCGCUACCACGAACGGGUUGGCAUGUCAGAUCCCGAGCGUCAGAUGGCGCCAGCCUCGAGCCCCACGCGCACGGCACAUCCGAGCGGCGCUGGAGCAGCCGACGACCUCGGAGCCAUUGCCCCAAUGGAAGCCGAACCACCUGCUGAUCAGAGGGGCACCCAACCGUGCGAAGUGGGCUCCAGCAGCGGCGGCGACAGCGGUGGCUUCAUUAACGUCAAGCUCGAGACUGAUCGGGCAGGGGGUGGCCACUCGCAAGACCUAAUGCAGCGUGCGAACCAAUUGGAGACAUUCCUGACACAGAAAGGGGAGGAGGAGCUCAAGAAGCAGGCUGCGAAGAAGUUGAGCGGCACAGAUGCCCAGCUCAUCAAACAGUUAGAGGACGCAAUCAAAGACGGAGUGAAAACGAGAACCCCUGUGGCGCAGCAGUUCGAGAGGGCGGUGCACAAAGACCCGAAGCUGAAAGAG
Messenger RNA from Prorocentrum cordatum, 1230 nucleotides. The record is from the annotation of a GenBank genome assembly. NCBI's taxonomy places the organism in Eukaryota, Dinophyceae, Prorocentrales, Prorocentraceae.